AUGAUGAAAAAUGCCGAGAAACGAGUAGUAUCUCGGUCACCAGCCAGAGUUUUCCUGCUUCUGACAAUCAUUGGUGUACUGGUGGUUUUAAGCAACUGGCGGUAUAAGGUCUUCGACGGGCUGACAAUGUAUAGCUUGAACGUACUGUCAAGCGUACCGGCGAAGACAGGCAUAACGCUUAUCAUUCCAGCCCUUGCGUACGACUUCAACAGAUUCGGUAAUGAUUUCCUACGCAGCAUGGAAAGUCUCACAGUGGUUCCCGAUGAGAUGUUCGUUGUGGUAUCGAAUACAUCAUCUACGCUCGUGAAUAUGACGGUAUACAACGAUUUGAAGUCACAAUUUAUUGACUUUCAAAACAAGCAUGGCAUAGUGGGUCACUUUAUCGAAUAUCCCGAUCCUAUGAAACAGGCGGUCAAGAAAAACCUCGCCAGUGCAUGCGCAACUACCGAAUGGCUCUCGGUCUUUGACAUUGAUGAUAUUCUUCAUCCUCAACGGUUCGAGAUGCUCUCCUCAUUAUUUAAGCAACAGCCACAUAUAGAAGUAGUUCUGACCACCUUUGAAGGUGCAACGACAAAAGAAAUCGGAGAAAAGCUGGAAAAGCUAUCUCACUAUGAUUCCAAUGAGAUCGCCGACUUGGCCUAUGACCCGGACUCCCUUCGCGAACAGUUUGAAGCUAGAUUAGAUUGGCUCAAACUCCCAUACACUUGGUGCUGUGUAUUCAUAAAUGAGUUCAUAAGCAAUGGGUGGCUUACUAUCAAGAGAGAUUUGUGGUUAAAAUACCAACAACGCGGCGAUCUUGAUAUUGGCGAGGAUAUUGAAAUGAUCACCAGAUUGAUCACUACAGGGGUGAAUACAACAGUUCUUGAGAUGAAUUUGGGUAUCUACAGGUACAAGACAAAAGUUGAGGGGAAGAAACUG
This is a messenger RNA of Sphaeroforma arctica JP610, 918 nucleotides long. RefSeq lists its product as hypothetical. The record is from RefSeq and is a predicted model, not a curated record. NCBI's taxonomy places the organism in Eukaryota, Ichthyosporea, Ichthyophonida. The transcript has a single exon. The annotation marks the transcript as partial.